Molecule: messenger RNA, 1928 nt
Organism: Paramecium tetraurelia
Lineage: Eukaryota; Ciliophora; Oligohymenophorea; Peniculida; Parameciidae
Exons: 7
Source: RefSeq, a predicted model, not a curated record
AUGAAUAUGCAUCAUGGACAUUAAGAUUCUAUCCUCAACACUUCUUUGGCCAUCGUUAACCAACACCACAACACUUUUGACAUUCUGGUCGACGAUGAAUCAGAGCACAAGUUCUGGACCAAUAAAAGGAAAUAUCAAUUCAAAUGUCUGUUGAGAAGAAUAGUUCUAAUGGUCUACAACUCUGGCCCAGUUUAUUUUAGUUACAUGCUUGUGAGUCUCUACAUUUUUAAACUACUGCGCAAGGUUGAUACAGACAAAGCUUUUCGAUAAUAAUACAUGAAGUAAUACUUCUAUGAUUAUAUGCUGUGUAUAUGCAUAGCCUGUAUUUAUACGAUAUUUUUGUAUGGUCUGUUUAAUCAUUCAGAAUUGUCGGAAGUGAAUCGUGAAUAUUUCCAUUGGUCAGUCAAUUGUGUGAUGUUUAUUAUGCUGUAUGCUAUAUUCAUUACUCAAAAGGAGUUGGUUAAAAUAGAAGAAGUGGAAAUCGAGAAAGCUCAAUAAAUUAGAACUCAGAAAGAUAAGGAACAAAGAUACGUAUUUAAUUUCAAUUUCUCCUUCCUAUUCAGCCAACAGAACUUCUACAAUAUUGGACUAGGAAGAGCUCACAUGGAUUUCAUCAAAGCUCAGGAUUCUCAAGACAAAGAUAAUCUCAACACUAUUCAACAAUUCUCAAAAUAAGUUGAUCACAUCAUUGACAAAGAAAAUCUAGAUCCAACCAUGAUUUACUUUAGCAUGUGCUCAGAUUUCAUUAAUAGCGAAAUAUAGGCAUCGCCAAUGGUUAAGAGAAGAAAAUCGAAAUUGAUUAAGGAAGUCGAGAAAGCAAAAUCUGUUUUGGAUUAUCUUUAGGAUUUGGGAUUCAAUGGAAAUCGUAGUGUUUUCUAGCAUUUUCUACUGCCACAUUAUAUCUACACCAGAAAGUUCUUAAUUCCUGAUAGAAAUUUACAGAUAUUUGUUGUGAUAACCUUAAUCACACUCAAAGUCUUAAUACCCAUAUUCUUCUUAUUUUGGCCUAUUCAUCCUUACACUCUCAUAUAUUCAGUUAUAUUUAUGGGUUUCUAUAUGCAUUUUUUAUCCAUUAUAUUCUAAUUGGUGUUGAAUGAUGAUCUGAAGACUCGAAACUAUAUCUUGUAAGCCUUGAAUAAGAUUAUUACGAUAGAUAUGGACCAGGAAAAUGCUCUACAUGAAUUGAUUGACAUCACUUGUUCACUCAGUCUUCAGAGUUGGAAUCUGAUGCGAACAGUCGUCAUCUACAUUGAGAAGAAGAAGAAAAUAGAAUAUAAUUAUGUUUAUGGAUUUCUGGCUCUUUAUGGGGCCAUUUGUUUUGGUGGAUUUACAUUGUGCAAUUUCGAAUUACCUUUUAUGCAAGCCAUAAAUUAUUGUGAUGAUGACGUUCUAUUGUAUAACAUUCAUGCAGACAUCGUGUUGUCAUUUAUAAUUUGUAUGGGCAGGAUCUACCAAGGGUCUAAUUUCAAUCAGACCUUCAGUGAGAUUGAUGCAAACAUCCACAAACUCACUGCAAUAUAUGAAGACUUGUACACUUUGUUCGAUUACUAUUUUAAGAAUAGGAAUAUAGUGCAAAAUAGAAUCUAUUAUCAAGUGAUUGAAUUGAUUUACAUCUAUUAAAGAAAGAGAAUGCAAAAUCCAUUGCAAAGGAAUGUCAAGAACAAGGUAGAUAUAAUAGAGACUGAUGAAAUGGUAAUCAUGCGAGAGAAGGUAUCAGAAAUGAAAAGUUGUCUGGAAAAGAUAUAGAGCAAUGUGGAAAGAGAUGUUAAGAAAUGUCAUGAUAAAUUCAUAGGCAUUUUUGAUGCCAAUUUCAAAAAACAAAUGAGAAUCAUGAUUUUUGUUAUAAUUACAUUUGUACCAUCCUUAUCAACCAAAGUGUACAAAUAUCUUAGUUAGAUGAUGUGAUUUCUAAAUAUAAUGUCUUUUUA